Cuscuta campestris is the source of this 1334-nucleotide messenger RNA. Lineage: Eukaryota; Viridiplantae; Streptophyta; Magnoliopsida; Solanales; Convolvulaceae. The record is from the annotation of a GenBank genome assembly.
UUCUCUUCCAGUACCAUGUCCAAAUCGCACUCACCAAGCAACGCCUCUAUUUGCAUUUUCCACCAUGCAAAAUCAGUACCGUUGAACUUCUCGAUUCGAACCCUCCCGUCCUCAGUCAUUGCAAAACGAGAGAAAAAAAACCAGAGAAAAAAUCAAGGAAUAACGGCCUGAAACCAAGCAACCUCCAAAAGAAAACAAACCCUAAAACAAAGAACCCGAACCAACGAGUACCAGGUCCAAAACCAGAAACCCUAAUCGCCAAGUUCACCUAAAACCGACCGAACAGCCCCUGACCAGAUCCGAACCAGCCUCUGAUCAGAUCCGAACCAGCCCCUGAUCAGAUCUGAACCAGCCCCUUAACCGCGGCAGCAAAACAGCAGCAAAACGAUCCUGAACAGCCUUCUUCCUGCGAUUGAUCCUGUGUAACCGUGUGUUUAACCGAACCAAGGCUCUGAUACCACUUGUUAGGAAUCAGAGAUCAGAGGCGGUCAAGCGGAAGCGAACAAACACACACACACAAAUAGCAGAAAAUAAGAACACGAGAUUUAACGUGGUUCGCCUCCGAAAGCAGCUUGCGGAGAUCUUUAACAUGAACCGGAGGAUCCUUGCUUUUAAGAACAAACCACCCACCCCCCCUUUGGAUGGUUUUCUGAAUGAGAACUCUUCCGCUUACCAGGCCAAACCUACAAAACCCCGUCGCCACAUUCCUCAGGAACUACGUGCCUACCAAGCUGAUGUUGCUACUGUUCUUCGUAACGGCUGCUUUUCAAUAGUACCAGCUACAGACCUUGUCCCUGGGGAUAUUGUUGAAGUCAGUGUGGGCUGCAAAGUUCCAGCAGAUUUGAGAAUGAUAGAGAUUUUGAGCAAUCAACUGCGUGUUGACCAGGCAAUUCUUACAGGUGAAAGCUGCUCCGUAGAGAAAGAGCUUGAUGCAACAACUACUACCAAUGCAGUGUACCAAGAUAAGACGAACAUCCUUUUCUCAGUAAGUUUAUUCCAUAAGAGAUUAGAACUUCCAGAAGGUCCUUGCCCCAUCCUCAUCUUCAUGGGUGUGAUCACCAUCUCGGAUAUGAGAUAACACUUUCUUUGCCUGACAUAUUAAGAGCCAGUUUAACGUUAUUAACCAAACUAAACAUAUACUUCGUAGAAUAAAUAUCGCACUUAAAAGUGGGGUUGGGGUCAAAAUAUACACAGAUGUUACAUCUAUCCCAAAGAGUAGAUCACUAUUAUACCAUUAUUGAGUUAAUAAAACCGUAAUAGUUUGAGCACACCAUACAUUUUCUUUUUUACACAAUCAAGUCCUUGCAAGGGAACAAUAAAAUGGUUUUCAAAUA